This is a messenger RNA of Morus notabilis, 564 nucleotides long. RefSeq names its product probable NOT transcription complex subunit VIP2. The coding region runs from base 90 to 512 and encodes 140 amino acids. The transcript is spliced from 5 exons. The record is from RefSeq and is a predicted model, not a curated record. NCBI's taxonomy places the organism in Eukaryota, Viridiplantae, Streptophyta, Magnoliopsida, Rosales, Moraceae.
UAAUGCUGAUUAUGCAGUGGCUAUGCACCAGAAAGAACAACUCCAUGACAAUAGCAUGUCAAUGAUGCAAUCUCAGCAUUUCUUCGUAGAUGGGGAGGUCUGUUGGAUUCAAUCUCGGAGCAACAUAUUCAUCUCAUCGACCUCAGCAGCAACAGCAACAUGCUCCAUCAGUCAGCAGUAGUGGUGUGUCCUUCACACCUGGAAACAAUCAAGAUCUGCUGCACGUGCAUGGCUCUGAUAUGUUUCCAUCUUCACAUUCAUCUUAUCAUUCCCAGAUGAGCCAGCUAAGGGUGAUCCAGAAUUCAAUGUGCCACAAUGUUAUUUUGCCAAACAACCACCAGCAUUACACAAAACUGGGCAAGAGAAGCUCGAGAAGCAGUCUGGCAAGGUUAAACAAUGAAGAUGACUUUUUUGUUGAAGCAUUAUGUCAAGAUGGAAAGAUUUACUUCACCAUUGCACUUAGACGUUUUGGAGAUGACUUCUCUGUUUUCUUUACUUGUUUUGAAUGUUAAGGUUUUAGACACUGUAUGAAUUAUGUUGUAGACGUAAUUUAAUUGACAGCUU